This is a messenger RNA of Hemibagrus wyckioides, 6209 nucleotides long. It is a transcript of the gene bcl11ba, whose product is annotated as BCL11 transcription factor B a. Gene Ontology annotation, cellular component: nucleus. The coding region runs from base 985 to 3441 and encodes 818 amino acids. Lineage: Eukaryota; Metazoa; Chordata; Actinopteri; Siluriformes; Bagridae. The record is from RefSeq and is a predicted model, not a curated record. Gene Ontology annotation, biological process: positive regulation of transcription by RNA polymerase II. The transcript is spliced from 3 exons. Gene Ontology annotation, molecular function: RNA polymerase II cis-regulatory region sequence-specific DNA binding; DNA-binding transcription factor activity.
CACUGUAUGCUGGACUUAAACGUCACGUCCGCACAUGAACUUGAAUUUUCAUCCCAUCGCAGGGAGCCACAGACACACACACACACACACACACACAGAGCGGAGAGACAGAAAGAGAGGAGAGAGAGAGAGAAAGAGAGAGAGAAGAGAAAGGACAGAGAGCUCCCGGACAAACAGGACGCAAGAGAAAAGACACGCGGGGAGAAAAGAGAGGAAAAGAAAGCAGAGAGCUUUUCACGCAGGUGUCCCGGUGCAUUUAAAAGAAAGAAAGAAAGAAAGAAAGAAGAGAAAUAAGAAGAUAAAAGAAGAGGAGGUGGUGCUGGAGGUGAAGCCUGAUGUGGCCGGAGCGCACACAGGAGCAGAGCGCAGGGAGCCGGAGGAGCGCGCAGUCGGAAACACCGCGCCAGCACUGAGCUCGCGCUCUGCCGCGGACACACACCGCACACACACACACACACACACUCACACACUCACUCACACAUACACACACUUACACUCACGCCACCGGGAUCAUCACAUGAUUAGUUAUAGAUUAAUGCAUUAUUCUUUCUAACCAGCACGUGCAUGCAUGAUCCGGAGCAGCUGAGCAUUCCUCGAGCAUUCUUUCUUCGUCGUCAAAAAUAAAAUAAUAAUAACAAUAAUAAUAAUAAUAAUACUAAUAAUAAUAAUAAUAAUAAUAAAAAAACAAUCGUUAAUUAAAAAAAAAAUAAAAAUAUUUCGAAAGGAUAUUGGACAAACACAUCGCCCUCUUCAUCUUCUUCAACCUUCUUCUGGUUCAUCGUCUUCAACCUCACCUGAGCGCGUGAGAGCCUGAAACCGAGCGCGUGGGCGAGUCAACAAACUCCAAAAAAAAAGUUCCUCCAUUAAAAAAAGAAAGAAAGAAAGAAAGCAAGGAAGGAGGAAAAAAAGGACACGGAGAAUCUGAGUACGCCGGGGAUGCCACUGUAGCUGCCACUGUAGCUGCCAGUGUAGAUGCCAGUGUAGAUGCCAGGCAGGGCGAUGUCCCGUCGCAAGCAGGGAAACCCUCAGCAUCUAUCACAGAGGGAGAUAAUAAGCACCGAAUCAGAGCAUGUGGACGCAGACCUGUCGCUGGCCGAGCUCGCCGGCCACCACACCCACCACAUGCUUCUGGACCCCAACCUGGUCGCCCCUCUGCCCCCGGGCCUCGGAGACCACGACCUCCUGACGUGUGGACAGUGCCAGGAGACCUUCCCGCUGGGCCACAUCCUGCUCUUCAUCGAGCACAAGAAGAAGCAGUGCCACGGCCCCGCCGGCACUCACGGCUGCUACGACAAGAUGGCGGACCGCAGCAGCCCCUCGCCGCCGCGCGCCGAGCUGAGGAAGGUGGAGGAACCGGUCGAAAUCGGAAUCCAGGUGACACCCGAGGACGAGGACGAGAGGCUGCUGACGCCUCUGAAAGGAAUUUGCCCGAAGCAAGAGAGCGGCCUGGCAGGUAGAGAUGAACCUUCCAGCUACGUAUGCACGACAUGCAAACAGCCCUUCCCCAGCGCCUGGUUCCUCCUGCAGCAUGCCCAGAACACCCAUGGGAUGCGCAUCUACCUGGAACCCAACAGCUCCAACACUUCGCUCACUCCACGGAUCACGCUUCCUCCUCCUAUUGGUGCUGAGUCCAUACCCCAGUCCCCUUUGACCAACUUCUUAGGGGAAAACAACCCCUUCCAUCUGCUCCGUAUGACUGGGCCGCUGCUCCGAGAACCCACACCGGGCUUCGUCGAGAACCGUCUCCCAAACACCCCCCCCUUUGUUAGUCCCCCUCCACGGCAUCACCUAGAUCCCCAUCGCCUGGAACGCCUUAGCGCCGAGGAAAUGGGUUUGAUUUCCCAGCAUCCCAGUGCCUUCGAGAGAGUGAUGCGCUUGACACCCAUGGCCAUGGAGACCCAGUCCAUGGAUUUCUCACGUCGUUUGCGAGAGCUGGCGAGCAACAACAACUCCACCCCUCCGCUAUCACCCAGUCGUGCCAACCCUAUGCACCGCCUGCUCAAUCCCAAUCCCUUCCAGCCUAACCGCAAGUCACCCUUCCUGAGCACCCCUCCACUGCCACCAAUGCCACCGAACAGCACCACGCCACCUCAGACACAGGACAAGAGCAAAUCCUGCGAAUUCUGUGGGAAGACCUUCAAGUUCCAGAGCAACCUGAUAGUGCACCGGCGAAGCCACACAGGAGAGAAGCCCUACAAGUGCCAGCUAUGUGAUCACGCCUGCUCCCAGGCCAGCAAGCUGAAGCGCCACAUGAAGACCCACAUGCACAAACCCAGCUCAGUGACAGGUCGCUCAGAUGAUGGCCUUUCUGCCACCAGUUCACCUGAGCCAGGUACCAGCGAUGUCACAGGAGAUCCCAUGAAGAACAGGGACGGUGACUUCCAAGGCGAGGGACUAGGGCCAGAGAACGAAGAAGAGGAGGAGGAGGAAGAAGAGGAGGAACUGGAGAAUGAGAGCAGGCCCGAGUCAAACUUCAGCAUGGACUCGGAGUUCAGCCGUAACCGGGAGAAUGGCUCCAAACCCCCAAAUGAUGAGAAGAGCCUCUCCUUGGGUAAAAUGGUAGACAAUGUGGGGCUGAACUCUAUUCAGCAGUACAAUAACUUGAUCGUUGACAAUCGUAAAAGGCUUCCCUUCUCAAAGAGGGGCUCUGAUGGACAGAGAGACACAGGAGAUGAGGACUCGGUAGUGGAGGAAAUGGAUCACGUGGAGCGGGCCACCGUGAACGGCAGGAUCUGUGGCUCGGGCGAUUCUUUCUCAGGCCUGUUCCCCCGCAAGCCCACCCCCAUCACCAGUCCCAGCCUCUCCAACUCCUCCAAGAGGAUCAAAAUAGAGAAAGACUUGGACAUGCCCCCAGCAUCUCUAAUCCCCUCAGAGAACGUAUACUCCCAAUGGCUGGUGGGUUAUGCAGCAUCACGGCACUUCAUCAAAGACCCCUUCCUUGGCUUCACUGAUUCCAGACAAUCACCUUUCGCCACCUCGUCCGAGCACUCAUCGGAAAAUGGCAGCUUGCGCUUCUCCACUCCUCCUGGGGACCUGUUGGAUGGGGGCCUUUCUGGACGCAGUGGCACUGCCAGCGGCGGCAGCACGCCUCAUCUGUCUGGGGGACCGGGACGUCCUAGUUCCAAAGAGAGCCGGCGCAGCGACACAUGUGAGUUCUGUGGCAAGGUUUUCAAGAACUGCAGCAACUUGACGGUGCAUCGGCGCAGCCACACGGGCGAGAGGCCCUACAAGUGCGAGUUGUGCAACUACGCCUGUGCGCAGAGCAGCAAGCUCACCCGCCACAUGAAGACGCACGGGCAGCUCGGUAAGGAAGUGUACCGCUGUGACAUUUGCCAAAUGCCCUUUAGCGUCUACAGCACGCUAGAGAAACACAUGAAAAAGUGGCAUGGCGAACAUUUGAUGACGAACGAGGUCAAAAUCGAACAAGCUGAGAGAAGCUAAGCCAGAUUUUCCCAUUUUGCCUCACAAUUCCUUGAAUAUAUUAAAAACAAAAAAGGGUAGCUGGAUACUCUGUUUUCCUUUUCAAAUAAUAAUAAUAAUGAUUUGAAUUAGAUUUGCCUAAGAAACUGCCAUCUGAGGAAUAAAAAAAGACAGAAGCUAAGAGAAAUUGGAGCGGGUCUAAACUGCCUAAUUUGGCAUUUUGUUUUUUCAGUCUGUCAGUCUAACAAUGGACGAAUUAGAUGAUGUUUAAAUGGAGCCUUUAACUGUGCAAUAAUUUCUGUAUUUAUUGGAUUUCGUAAUGUUUUGGCAUGUGCAGGUGCAUUUUUCUUUCUUUCUUUUUUUGUUCAUUGUCUUACUUUGAAAUUCAAAUGCUGUGAUUUUUUUGCUGUUGUUUUAAAAACCCAGACAAAACAAAAACCUGAGAUUUAGUUUUUAUCCAUAACAGAGUACGAUUUGAGAGAUCUUUAGGCCGCUGCUCAUGAAACUGUAUAUUUAAGCUACAUGUAAUUUCUUGAAGAGAAGCCGGGUUCAAUCUGCGAUUUUUCACGGAACUGAGAAAGCUAUCGUUUUUGUUUGUUUGUUUGUUUCAUUUAGUCAUUUUAGGAUAUAAGCGGACAACAAUCCUUAGACUUUGUAGCGUGAACCGUUUUCAGACGUGUCAAUCUGAUUGGAAAUGUAGCACUGAAUGUCGGAUGCGACGGUAAACCUGGUGGAUCAUGGGUUCUACGUGAUGCAUAGAGGUAGAAGAAGGUAGUUCUGGUACUAAGUACCGAUCCAGACUAAUCAAGCAAAAAAAACUUGCUUCAGUUCUUGCUCAGAUGCUAAAAAAAAAAAGCGUACGACCUUGAUUAGCGACAACAGGUCUUUUCUCUUUUCUCUUUUCUAAUGCUUGGUCGCUCGGUCCUCCGAGUCGUUCGCUCGGACGUUUUCCAGAGCGAAUUCCGACUAUCAACACGACUACCUACCUAGCUAUGAUUAGCGCCAUGUUUUUUUAUACACAACUGUGGCUAUAAUUAUACCCACACUGACAUUCCACAAACAGCCAUAACGUCUUAUAUAUGGGUUGAUAUCGAAGAUUAUGCAGGAGAAAUACUAUUUAUCUUAGCUAGCACCUCUGCUUCUAAUAAUCCGAUGUACAUUGAUGAACAUUCAGGACGAAAUGUUGACCCGAUUUAAGCCGGAUUAGCGGGAAGAUUCAGACAUACGCUGAUUAAUGAUGUGUCCAAGUGCAUUUUUUAUGUAUAUACCAAUUUGCAAUCAUUGAGAAUUCAAAUUCAUAAUGUACUGUAAAGAUGAAUUACAUACACGAGUCGUAUGCACGGAAAAAAAAUAUAAAUAUAUAUAUAUAUGUUUUUUUAAAUCUGUUUAAGCGAAAACAGUAAGACUUUUUUUCUUUUCUCUCUUCUCAUUCAGGACUUCCUGUGAUGUGUAGUUGAAGUAGCAACACGCAUAAAGAAUGCGCAGCUGAAUUUUUUUUAAAGCUUCCCUUUUCUUUUCCUCCUCCACCACCCCCAGCCCCCCGCCAUAUUUUUUUUCUCUCUCUCAACGAUCACUCCCAUCACCUAAAAACAUAUUUUACCACACGAGGGCCGACAAUUUAUAGAAUCGAGGAGUUAUCACACGGUUUAAGAAAAAAAAAAAAAGAAAGAAAGAAAGAAAGAAAGAAAGAAAAAAAGAGACUGAAGAAGAAAAAGAAGAGAGAAAAUCAGCCGCAUCUCUUUGCAGUUCGUCCCCGCACUUUAUGAUUUGUUUUGUGCAUUUACGGCGUCACGAGCAAGGAAACGGCUUCUGAGCAAGAAAUUACGCGGAAAAAGGAUUUUUAUUUUUUUUUCCUUUCCUUUUUUUUUAAGUUUUGCGAAAGGGAUCAUCUGAGAUUCAAGUGCCCGUGUUGCAAGGCUUGGCUUUCACAACACAGGCACUAUAAAAAGUGAAAUUAAUUUAUUUGGAUGGGGUAUUUUUCUUUUCUUUUUUUUUUUUUGUACUGCCGUAUCAAUUUGACAUGAGUGUGCCUUGAAUACUGAAUACUGAUCUUCCUAUUUAUUGUCUGGCAAAAGACAAAAUGCAACUCCUUUUUUUUUGGGUGCAAAUAAAUAAAUAGAUAGAUAGAUAAAUAAAUAAAUAAAUAAACAAAUAAACAAAUAAAUAAAUAAAAAGCCUGUAGAUUUAAUCUGCUUUCGGAAAAAAACGAACCAAUCAGCGAUCGGAAAUAAUUCUCGAAUAAAGAUUCUCGAUAAGGAAUAAACAGCACAAUGGUGAUGUGUGUGUUUGUAGAUAUGUAUGUGUAUGUACAUGGAGCACACACACACGUAUAGAUGUAUAUUUCUUCACUUCAGGAUACGACGCAAUCCCUUAAAAAAUUUUCUUUUUUUUUUAAAAAAUCUGUACAUUGUUUUCCAAUUUUUUUCCAUUUUUUUCCCUUUUCUUUUCUCACUCUUUUUUAAGUUUUAUUUUAUUUUAUUUUACUACAAUUAAACAAGGAAGAGACUGGACGAACAUCAGGAACUACAGAAAAAAAAAAAAACUUUAGUGCACUCUGUCUUAAAAUACGUUUACAGUAUUGAAACAAGUACAAGGGUAAAAAUGAUAUUUCUGUGUAUGUGUGUUUUAAACAAACAAAAAAAAGUAUUUUUUUGUUGUUUUUUUUUCCCUUUUAUUUCUUGCUUAUAAAAUUUCUCUGAAUGCCACAGUGGCUAUGUGUAUAUUGGUUGUUUUUUUUUUUUGUUUGUUUUUUUUUGGUGACGGGGUUUUAGUAUAUAUAUAAAUAUAUA